AUGUUUGGUGCUUUUAAGGCAACCAUGGCCGUAUGUGGUGGCUUACUAUGGAAGAGACCGAAAAGAAUGAGCAAAACUAGAAAGGCCAAUGUUCGUAAAAGGUUAAAAGCAGUUGAUAAAGUUGUCGCUGCAGUUGCUUCCUCUGGUGUUAAAUGUAAAGCCUUGACACUUGCAUUACAAUUACCAAAAGAAUGCGAAAUGACACCAAGAGAUAAGUAUACAGUUUUUAGUAGAAAACAUAAAGGUUAUAGGAAAGGUUUUCAUUUAGUACCUAAAUUCACAAAAUUGACAAUGAGAACAACUCCACCAGGUUUUUAA
This is a messenger RNA of Diversispora eburnea, 318 nucleotides long. NCBI's taxonomy places the organism in Eukaryota, Fungi, Glomeromycota, Glomeromycetes, Diversisporales, Diversisporaceae. The record is from the annotation of a GenBank genome assembly.